UUCUAUUCUCAUCGCAUCUCUCUCUCUUAAUAAACUUAUAAAAGAAAAACAUAAACAAAAAAAUGGGAAGCUGUUUUCUCUUCUUCGUCGUCGCAGUCGUCUUCAUCUCCUCCUCCUCUUCCGUUCACGCUUGCGACCGUUGUCUCCACCGCUCUAAGGCUUCUUAUUUCUCCUCUGCUUCUUCUCUCUCCUCCGGAGCUUGUGCCUAUGGUUCUCUAGCUACUGGUUUCUUCGCCGGUCACAUCGCCGCCGCCGUGCCUUCCAUCUUCAAAGACGGCGCCGGCUGCGGAGCUUGCUUCCAGGUGCGUUGCGUCGACCCUGCUCUCUGCACCACCAAAGGAACCACCGUCAUGGUCACAGACCUCAACAUCAAGAGCAACCACACCGAUCUCGUCCUCAGCUCCAGAGCCUUCAGGGCUUUGGCCAAGCCUGUUCUCGGCGCCGACAGAAACCUUCUCAGACGAGGCAUUGUCGACAUUCAAUACCAAAGAGUUCCUUGCGAUUAUGGAAACAAGAAGAUGAUGAAUGUGAGAGUGGAAGAAACAAGCAAAAGCCCAAAUUACUUGGCGAUAAAGCUCUUGUACCAAGGUGGCCAAACCGAAGUCGUUGCCAUCGACAUUGCUCAGGUGGGUUCCUCGCGUUGGACCUACAUGACCAGAUCUCACGGUGCCGUCUGGGCCACCGACAAAGUACCCACCGGAGCUCUGCAGUUCAGGUUCAUGGUUACCGGUGGCUACGACGGCAAAAUGCUCUGGUCUCCGAGUGUUCUUCCCGCCAACUGGGAACCUGGAAAGACCUACGACGCCGGCGUUCAGAUCACCGACAUUGCUCAGGAAGGUUGUGAUCCAUGCGACGCUCACAUCUGGAAAUAACUUACUCACUUACUUACUCGCCAACAAUUCUCUUUUCUCUCUUUUUCUUUUUCUUUUACAAUGACAAAGCAGAGCCUCUUUCCUUAUUUAUGGCUUUCAUCAUUUGAUUAACUGAAACAAAGUGUUAAACUAAGAAAGGUUUUAAGGGAUAUAUGUACAAAAGAGGUCUCUCUAUAUAUAUAUAUGUACACCACCAUUCUUUUCUAUC
Messenger RNA from Eutrema salsugineum, 1080 nucleotides. RefSeq names its product expansin-like A1. Gene Ontology annotation, biological process: sexual reproduction. NCBI's taxonomy places the organism in Eukaryota, Viridiplantae, Streptophyta, Magnoliopsida, Brassicales, Brassicaceae. Gene Ontology annotation, cellular component: plant-type cell wall; extracellular region; plasmodesma. The transcript is spliced from 3 exons. The record is from RefSeq and is a predicted model, not a curated record. Bases 63 to 872 code for a protein of 269 amino acids.